GUUUUUAACGGUGUUUAAUUAGGAGAAAAUAUAACUUAAUUUAGUUUCCAGUGUAAACACGAAGGCUUUUGUAUCUGCAUCGCAUUUACAUCUUUAAAAUAUUCCGAUAAAAUGCGCGAGUGUAUCUCCAUUCAUGUGGGUCAGGCUGGAGUUCAGAUCGGUAACGCGUGCUGGGAGCUGUACUGCCUGGAGCACGGCAUACAGCCGGACGGGCACAUGCCCACCGACCAAACCACCUCCGGCGGAGAUCAGUCCUUCAACACCUUCUUCAGCGAGACUGGCGCCGGGAAACAUGUACCCAGAGCGGUGUUCGUGGACCUCGAACCCACUGUCGUUGAUGAGAUUCGAACUGGUACAUACAGACAGCUGUUUCACCCAGAGCAGCUGAUAACUGGGAAAGAAGAUGCCGCUAAUAAUUAUGCCAGAGGCCAUUAUACCAUUGGCAAGGAAAUUGUAGAUGUGGUAACUGAUCAUAUUCGCAAACUGUGCGACCAGUGCACUGGACUACAAGGAUUCUUCAUCUUCCACAGCUUUGGUGGUGGAACUGGUUCGGGUUUUGCUUCACUGCUGAUGGAGAGGCUGUCCGUUGACUAUGGCAAGAAGGCCAAGCUCGAGUUUGCUGUUUACCCUGCACCUCAGGUUUCCACCGCAGUGGUAGAGCCCUACAAUUCCAUUCUGACCACACACACCACCCUUGAGCACUCCGACUGUGCUUUCAUGGUGGACAACGAGGCCAUCUAUGAGAUCUGCCAAAAUAACCUGGACAUAGGACGCCCCACAUACACCAACCUCAACCGCCUCAUCGCCCAGAUCGUGUCCUCGAUGACCGCCUCCCUGCGCUUCGAAGGAAUUCUCAACAUCGACCUGAUGGAGUUCCAAACCAACCUGGUGCCGUACCCUCGCAUCCACUUCCCCCUGGUCACGUACGCCCCGGUGAUCUCUGCCGAGAAGGCGUACCAUGAGCAUCUGUCCGUCAUGGAAAUCACCAACGCCUGCUUUCAGCCAGCCAAUCAGAUGGUGAAGUGCGACCCUCGGCAUGGAAAGUACAUGGCUUGCUGUAUGCUGUACCGUGGAGACGUGGUUCCAAAGGAUGUUAAUGAGGCCAUUGGAAGCAUAAAGACCAGGAAGACCAUUCAGUUUGUUGAUUGGAGUCCCACAGGGUUCAAGGUUGGUAUCAACUACCAGCCGCCGACUGUGGUUCCAGGAGGUGAUCUGGCCAAAGUUCAAAGGGCAGUCUGUAUGUUGAGCAACACCACAGCCAUCGCUGAGGCUUGGGCCCGUCUGGAUCACAAGUUUGAUCUCAUGUACGCAAAGAGAGCUUUCGUGCACUGGUACGUCGGAGAAGGUAUGGAGGAGGGCGAGUUUGUGGAGGCCCGUGAAGAUUUAGCCGCUCUCGAGAAAGAUUACGAAGAGGUGGGAGUCGACACUCCCGAAGGAGAAGGUGAAGAGGGAGAAGAAUAG
Molecule: messenger RNA, 1461 nt
Organism: Labeo rohita (rohu)
Lineage: Eukaryota; Metazoa; Chordata; Actinopteri; Cypriniformes; Cyprinidae
Gene: tuba7l
Product: tubulin, alpha 7 like
Exons: 6
Coding region: 112-1461 (449 amino acids)
Biological process (GO): mitotic cell cycle; microtubule cytoskeleton organization
Cellular component (GO): microtubule; cytoplasm
Molecular function (GO): GTP binding; structural constituent of cytoskeleton
Source: RefSeq, a predicted model, not a curated record